CCUUUUCUUAGGGUUUAUAUUCUUCAGUUAGAUGAUGUGUGAAGAUAUUCUUCCUCUGUUCGUCUCUGCAUCAGAUGGAAGAUAACAAUCCUCCCAAGGAUUACUAUAAGAUCCUAGAAGUUGAUUAUGAUGCAACUGAAGAGAUGAUCAAAGUGAGCUAUCGGAAGCUUGCAUUGAAGUGGCAUCCUGAUAAGCACAAUGGUGAUACUGUGGCUACUUCAAAAUUUCAAGAGAUCAAUGAAGCUUAUAAUGUGCUAAUGGACCCUGCUUUACGUUUUGAGUAUGAUUUAACCGGUAUUUACGAGAUUCACAAAUACACUUUGCGGGAAUAUCUGGCUAGAUUUAAGGGAAUGAUACUCACUUGCAAUGGACUGGGCAUCAGUCACUCCUCAUCACCAUGGACACAACAAUUGGCGGAAGGCAAUAACACGACAGAUGAGCAAGGAUACUGUAUAAACUGAAGAAGAAACAGAGCUUUGUAACUUUUGAUCCGAAACUCAAAAGGCAUUAUUAUUCCGUCUCACCGGAUAAUUACCAGGCGUGGGAAUAUAGGAGUACGCCCAGU
Messenger RNA from Arabidopsis arenosa, 565 nucleotides. NCBI's taxonomy places the organism in Eukaryota, Viridiplantae, Streptophyta, Magnoliopsida, Brassicales, Brassicaceae. The record is from the annotation of a GenBank genome assembly.